AUGACAGUGUCAGAGCCUACCGAUGUACCACGUCAACACGUUCGCGUGGCCGUCAUACAAGCUGAGCCAAAAUGGCUCGAUCUGCAAGGCUCCGUCGAAAAGACUUGCGCUCUAAUUGCCGACGCAGCUAAAAAUGGCGCUCAGUUACUCGCCUUUCCCGAGUGCUGGGUCACCGGAUAUCCUGCUUGGAUUUGGACGCGACCAUUGGACCCAGACCUGACUUGCCGGUACAUCAAGAAUUCUCUCCGCACUGAUGGACCAGAGAUGACCAAAAUUCAACAAUGUGCCGCGGAUAACAACAUUGUAGUUGUACUCGGGUUCUCGGAGAACUCACACAACAAUUUGUAUAUCUCACAAGCAACUAUCAACUCCAAUGGUGAGAUCCUAGCGCUUCGACGCAAGAUCAAGGCUACUCACAUGGAGAGAACCAUUUUUGGUGAUGCUUCUGGGGAUGCCCUUACCAGUGUUGUUGAUACUGGGAUUGGCCGCGUAGGAGCGCUGUCUUGCUGGGAACAUACUCAGCCUUUGCUGAAGUAUUAUAUCUACAGUCAUCGUGAGCAAAUUCACGUUGCUGCGUGGCCGCCGCUAUAUCUUUAUAAGGGUGAACAGGAGCUAUGGUCUAUGAGUAAACAAGGUUGUAGGUCAUUGUCUCAAGUAUAUGCCAUUGAAUCUCAGGCCUUUGUGCUCCAUGCAACAUCCGUCAUGAGUGAACAGGGAAUAAAAUUGAUGGGCACCGAUGGCGGCGCUAUCAUGAAUGCCCCUGGAGGUGGUAGCUCGGCUAUCUUUGGUCCUGAUGGACGGAUCAUAACAGAGGAUCUUCCAGAAACCGAGGAGGGUAUUCUGUACGCCACACUGGAUAUGGAUGAGAUUCUGAAGAGCAAAAGUUUCAUUGACGUCUGUGGCCACUACAGCAGGCCUGACAUGCUUUGGCUUGGUGUUGAUAAGGAGGUUAAGAAGCAUAUUUCACACAAGGAAUAG
This is a messenger RNA of Fusarium graminearum PH-1, 978 nucleotides long. RefSeq lists its product as uncharacterized. The transcript is spliced from 3 exons. Bases 1 to 978 code for a protein of 325 amino acids. Lineage: Eukaryota; Fungi; Ascomycota; Sordariomycetes; Hypocreales; Nectriaceae. The record is from RefSeq and is a predicted model, not a curated record. Gene Ontology annotation, molecular function: catalytic activity.